CCUGGCCAGCGGUAAUUAACAUCGUAUAAGAACCAACGCCAUUACAGGCCUGCAACACCGAAAACCACCUUCUUCUCCUACGUCGGAGCAGAGACCAGAACAAUUGAGUUAAUGGCGGGUGAAGAGCCAGGCUCGCCGGGAAGCUCCAUGCAUGGAGUCACCGGCAGAGAGCAAACCUUCGCCUUCUCCAUCACUUCGGACCCCUCCAUAAUUCCCACAGCCCAUGCGGCGGACACAAAAUUUUCCUUGCCGGUGGACUCCGAGAACAAGGCCAAAGUCUUCCGAGCCUUCUCGUUCGCCAACCCCCAUAUGAGAACCUUCCACCUCGCCUGGACCUCGUUCUUCACAUGCUUCGUCUCCACCUUCGCCUCCGCACCGCUCGUCCCCAUCAUCCGCGACAACCUCGACCUCACCAAGAAAGAUAUCGGCAACGCCGGCAUCGCCUCCGUCUCCGGCAGCAUCUUCUCCAGGCUCGUCAUGGGCGCGGUGUGUGACUUACUCGGCCCGAGAUAUGGCUGCGCCUUUCUGAUGAUGCUGACGGCCCCCACCGUGUUCUGCAUGAGCUUCGUCUCCUCCGCCGGCGGCUACCUGGCAGUGCGAUUCAUGAUCGGCUUCUCUCUGGCGACGUUCGUGUCGUGCCAGUACUGGAUGAGCACCAUGUUCAACGGCAAGAUCAUUGGGCUUGUCAAUGGCACCGCCGCAGGGUGGGGGAACAUGGGCGGCGGAGCCACUCAGUUGCUGAUGCCGCUGCUCUAUGAAGUGAUCCGCCGGAGCGGCGCACCGCCGUUUACGGCGUGGCGGAUUGCUUUCUUUGUGCCCGGAUGGCUUCAUGUCAUCAUGGGGCUCCUGGUUAUGGGGCUGGGCCAAGAUUUGCCGGAUGGAAAUCUCGGAACCUUGCAGAAGAAAGGAGACGUUCCCAAAGAUCGCUUCUCCAAGGUGUUUCUAUACGCCAUCAAGAAUUACAGAACGUGGAUUUUCUUUAUUCUAUAUGGCAUGUCACUCGGAGUUGAAUUAACCACUGACAAUGUGAUUGCAGAGUACUUUUAUGACAGGUUUAAUCUGAAGCUUCACACGGCCGGCAUAAUAGCUGCAACGUUCGGCAUGGCCAACAUAGUUGUCCGUCCCUUUGGUGGUCUAAUGUCGGACCUCGCCGCCCGCCGGUACGGCAUGAGGGGCCGGCUAUGGAAUCUCUGGAUCUUCCAGACCCUAGGAGGCCUCUUCUGCAUAGGCCUCGGCCGAGCCAGCUCACUCCCCAUCUCCGUCGCAUCCAUGAUCCUCUUCUCCAUCGGUGCUCAAGCCGCCUGCGGAGCCACUUUCGGCAUCAUCCCCUUCAUCUCCCGGCGGUCCCUCGGCGUCAUCUCCGGCGUCACCGGUGCUGGCGGGAACUUCGGAUCCGGCCUGACGCAGUUCCUCUUCUUCACGAGCUCGAGCUAUUCGACAGCAACUGGGAUCACGUUGAUGGGAAUCAUGAUCGUGGCCUGCACGCUUCUAGUUUCGCUCGUCCAUUUUCCGCAGUGGGGGAGCAUGUUCUUGCCGCCGACAAAGGAUUUGGCGAAGUUCAACGAAGAGUACUACUACGGAUCGGAGUGGGACGAGGAGGAGAAGCGAAAGGGUUUGCACCAUGGCAGCCUGAAGUUCGCCGAGAACAGCAGGUCGGAGCGCGGCCGGCGGGUGCUUGAUAUCCCAACGCCGCCGGAAACUACACCUCCGAAUGCAUAG
Molecule: messenger RNA, 1719 nt
Organism: Diospyros lotus (date-plum)
Lineage: Eukaryota; Viridiplantae; Streptophyta; Magnoliopsida; Ericales; Ebenaceae
Product: high affinity nitrate transporter 2.4-like
Exons: 4
Coding region: 112-1719 (535 amino acids)
Biological process (GO): cellular response to nitrate; nitrate transmembrane transport
Cellular component (GO): plant-type vacuole membrane; plasma membrane
Molecular function (GO): nitrate transmembrane transporter activity
Source: RefSeq, a predicted model, not a curated record